CCAUUGCCCCAAAAAGCGAGAAAAGCAGACAAAACCCGUUCUCUGAGUAGGGGACACCUUGUUUGUUGCCGCAGCCCUCAUCCAGAGUUUGCGGCAGACUUUUCCACAGUAAAGAAGACGGAUCGGAUUUUCAGUACCAACUAGAAAGUCCAGUUCGACCGACCGAGAUGUCACAGGAGCAUGACAAUAAACGUGCCGUCCUGGUUCUGCAGAACGAGGCGGGUUAUGGCGGCCAACGUCGUUCCUUCACCAACGAAGACGAAGCGUGGAAGUCAUUUCUGGAGAACCCUCUGACGGCCGCCACCAAAGCCAUGAUGAGCAUCAACGGAGACGAAGACAGCGCCGCAGCGUUGGGCCUCCUCUACGACUACUAUAAGGUGCCCAGGGAAAAGAGAACAAUACCUCAGAGCAAGCCAGACACACUGGUCUCUGAUGUGGAUCCCAACAAAAGACAUCAGAUUCAGGUUGGACAUCCAAUAGCCCCGCUUCAGGACGCCGGUAUGGAGAGCAGGAUUCAGGUCCUUAAGGGUCCGUUCAAUCUCCUUCACCUGGCUCAGGACAAGAGGGCCCAGUUCCCUUCACCAGACACGACUGUCACAGUUUCCAUCGCCGCCGUGCCAAACUUCCCGCCCAUCAAGACGGAGGUGCCCACCCACGGCUUCUCGGUGACCGUGCCGAACAACUGCGCCGAAACCGACGGCCACGUGGGCGUCUUCGACCGCCAGCUCUCCCACAGCGCGGUCCAGUUCAGCCCCAGCACCCAGUCCCGCACUCCCCCAGACUCCACCUUCUCAGAGAGUUUCAAGGAUAGUUCCCAGGAGGUGUUUACCUUCCCAGGGGAUCUCCAGUUACGUAUGGCCUCCAUGACGCCUGAGGACUACACUCAGUUUGACACCGUGCCGGGGAACAACUUUGAGUACACUCUGGAGGCCUCCAAGUCCCUACGUCAGAAAACAGGCGACGGAACGAUGACGUACCUCAACAAGGGCCAGUUUUACCCCAUCACCCUGAGGGAGGUGGACAACAAGGGCAUGCAGCAGCCCAUCACCAAAGUCAGGAGUGUGGUGAUGGUGGUGUUUGGCGAGGAGAAGUGCAGGGACGAUCAGCUGAAACACUGGAAAUACUGGCAUUCCAGACAACACACCGCCAAACAGAGGUGUCUCGACAUCGCCGACUACAAGGAGAGCUUCAACACCAUCGGGAACAUUGAGGAGAUUUCCUAUAACGCCAUUUCCUUUACCUGGGACACCAACGAGGAAGCUAAAAUCUUCGUCUCCGUCAACUGUCUGAGCACAGACUUCUCCUCUCAGAAGGGUGUGAAGGGCCUUCCUCUGAACCUGCAGAUUGACACGUACAGCUACAACAAUCGCAGCAACAAACCAAUUCACCGCGCCUAUUGCCAGAUUAAAGUCUUCUGUGACAAAGGAGCUGAGAGGAAGAUCCGAGAUGAGGAGAGGAAACAGUCCCGUCGGAAAGGCAAAGUGACCGAACACAACCCCAGCUUGGCCUUUGUGGAUGUCAAAGUCCCCAUCCUCCAGAAACGUAACGAUAUGACCAUUUUCAAGAUGAUGACUGACCUGGAGACCCAGCCAGUCCUUUUCAUCCCUGACAUCCACUUCUCCACCUACCAGCGACAUCCUUUCUCAACAGAAGAUGGAGAGGACAGCUCAGGUAUGAAGAGAUUGCCCUUCAGUGACGAUGACUUCGGCGCCCCUUCAAACAAGAUGAUCAGAGUGGAUGAACCGAAGAAAGUGCUUCUGUAUGUGCGUAAGGAGACAGAGGAGGUGUUUGAUGCCGUCAUGCUGAAGAAUCCCACGCUGAAAGGCCUAAUGGAAGCUAUUUCAGAGAAGUAUGAUUUGGCUUUGGAUAAGAUCGGAAAGGUGUAUAAGAAGUGCAAAAAAGGGAUUUUAGUGCACAUGGACGACAACAUCAUCAGACACUACUCCAAUGAAGAUACCUUCCAGAUCUCCAUGGAGGAGAUCGGCGGCAUGUACAAACUGAUCCUCACUGAAAUCUGAUGUGGACCUCAUGAACCGGACUAAACGGAGUCAUCAGGAGUAGUGGUUUACACGUCUAUAGAUCUGACUAUUUAAAAAAAAACAAAAAAAAAAACAAGGAGGAAUCAAAAACCAAUAGCUCUUAAAGUUCACCAGUUAUUAAAGUUUUACAUUUGGAAUAUGUCUAAAAUCUAAAUUAACAAGGAGAAGGUAUUUUUUGGUUGUUACGACACAUCUAUUUUGUAUUCUGUGACAACUUUGCUCAAAUAUCUGGGCCCGCUUUUGUGUAACUUUUUAAUUUGUGCAGAGCGUUUUCUUGCGCUGCUAUACCUCAUACUAUGCAAGCAGCAAGGAUUCUCCUCCAUCUGAAUCUUAUGAGCCUUUCCCUUACUAAAGCCAUAGCACUGAUGAUUGCAGUCUAAAAAUAAAUACAGCAAAUUGUUGUUGCUUGGUUACUCUUAAGGAGGAAACUGGGCCCCGGCCGUUCAGUGUAUUAAUACUUAACAACAUGGCAGUAUUUAGCGUGUACAUUAUUUUCAGCAUCGUACAAUUAGGGCAGAACCUUGUAAAUGUUCGUGUUACUGUUUAGCAUUUAGGAUACGUGUUAUAAAUUUUCCUCAGAUCAAUUAAACUAAUGGACUCUUUAAGUAUUAAAUAGGACGUCAAACUCAGUAGCCAUCCACUUUGUAGAGUAGUUGUCUGAAUGUCGAUGAAAUAGGUCAGUGAUUGUCCAGUACAGUCCAUUGGGGCUGUUCUGGAAGUGCAAUAUGAUGUUUAGAUCAGGCACAUUCAGAAAAAAACUCCUCUUUAUUGCCAUAAUUACACUUUGUAAUGAAUAUUAUCACAUAAGCAGAUUUUGUAAUGAAAAUAUUGUUGUAUAUAUCCAAAAAAAAAAAGAUCUCUGUGAUCUCUUCUUUUAUAUCUCAGUGCUAUUGUGUAUAUUUAUUAAGAGAACGGAUGUGGGUCAUUGUUUUUUUUUUGUUACAGCAUAUAUCUAAAUUUCUAUUAUUCCUAAUAAUAUAAUGUUUUUCUCAUGUUGUAUUUUAUAUGAAGUUCCUCUAACAUUAUACAGUAUGUCAAGGGUAACAAAGUUAACAUGUUCAUAAUUGUUAAAGUGUUGUGUUCUUAAUUCUUUUGAUGCACAAAGUGCUGAAUAAAAGCUCUGAGUAGCUGAUGUGCUCUUGA
Molecule: messenger RNA, 3182 nt
Organism: Sphaeramia orbicularis (orbiculate cardinalfish)
Lineage: Eukaryota; Metazoa; Chordata; Actinopteri; Kurtiformes; Apogonidae
Gene: grhl1
Product: grainyhead-like transcription factor 1
Exons: 16
Coding region: 168-2018 (616 amino acids)
Biological process (GO): regulation of transcription by RNA polymerase II
Cellular component (GO): nucleus
Molecular function (GO): RNA polymerase II cis-regulatory region sequence-specific DNA binding; DNA-binding transcription activator activity, RNA polymerase II-specific
Source: RefSeq, a predicted model, not a curated record